Molecule: messenger RNA, 1131 nt
Organism: Aptenodytes forsteri (emperor penguin)
Lineage: Eukaryota; Metazoa; Chordata; Aves; Sphenisciformes; Spheniscidae
Gene: GALR2
Product: galanin receptor 2
Exons: 2
Coding region: 3-1124 (373 amino acids)
Biological process (GO): G protein-coupled receptor signaling pathway
Cellular component (GO): membrane
Molecular function (GO): G protein-coupled receptor activity
Source: RefSeq, a predicted model, not a curated record
CCAUGAACGGCUCGGCGGCGGGCUCCGAGGGGGGCUGGCAGCCCGAGUCGGUGAUCAUCCCGCUGGUGUACCUCAUCAUCUUCCUCGUGGGCACGGUGGGCAACUGCCUGGUCCUGGCCGUGCUGCUGCGCAACGGGCAGGUGAAGAACACCACCAACCUCUUCAUCCUCAACCUGGGGGUGGCCGACCUCUGCUUCAUCCUCUUCUGCGUCCCCUUCCAAGCCACCAUCUACACCCUGGAGGGCUGGGUGUUUGGGCCCUUCAUGUGCAAGGCCGUCCACUUCUUCAUCUACCUCACCAUGUACGCCAGCAGCUUCACCCUGGCCACCGUCUCCCUCGACAGGUAUUUGGCCAUACGAUACCCCCUGCACUCGAGGGAGCUGAGGACACCCAGGAACGCCCUCACAGCCAUCUGCUUCAUCUGGGGGCUUUCCUUCAUCUUCUCGGGCCCUUACCUCAGCUACUACCAGGAGUUCCAGUUGGCCAACCUGACCGUCUGCCACCCCAUCUGGGAGAUCUCCCAGCGCAAGGUCAUGGACAUCUGCACCUUCAUCUUCAGUUACAUCAUCCCAGUGCUGAUCCUGAGCCUCACUUACGUGCGGACUAUUCGCUACCUGUGGAGGUCUGUGGACCCUCUCCAAGACAUGUCGGAGUCCAAGAAGGCCAAGCGGAAGGUCACCAGGAUGAUCAUCAUUGUAGCCGUCCUGUUCUGCCUCUGUUGGCUGCCCCAUCACCUGGUCAUCCUCUGCGUCUGGUUCGGGUACUUCCCCCUCAACCACGCCACGUACGUGCUCCGCAUCCUCUCGCAUCUCAUCUCCUACGCCAACUCCUGCGUGAACCCCAUCGUCUACGCCCUGGUCUCCAAACACUUCCGCAAGGGCUUCAAGAAGAUCUUCAUCUGCCUCUUGCACAAGAAGGCAGCCAACAAGGUGCACGUGGCCCAAGUGACAAACACCGUCAGCACACUGGAGGCAGAGCUCAGCGAGGUGACCCACAUCAGCGAAGCCAUGCCCGGCCGCUCCUCCCUGCGCUGCGAGGUCCCAGCCCAGCCCUGGGGGGAGGCAGAGCCAGUGGGACAUCAGCAGAAAGCAGAUGGCUCCUUCAUCGCCUUCAAUGUCACCUAGCAGAGCU